Onychostruthus taczanowskii (white-rumped snowfinch) is the source of this 638-nucleotide messenger RNA. RefSeq names its product transthyretin-like. The transcript is spliced from 4 exons. Gene Ontology annotation, biological process: purine nucleobase metabolic process. Lineage: Eukaryota; Metazoa; Chordata; Aves; Passeriformes; Passeridae. The record is from RefSeq and is a predicted model, not a curated record. Bases 39 to 482 code for a protein of 147 amino acids. Gene Ontology annotation, molecular function: thyroid hormone binding.
UUUCUGCUUGCUGACACAGAGUUCUAGUGGUAGGCAAAAUGGCUUUUCAUUCUGUAUUUCUGGUUUUCUUAGCUGGCCUGGCACUUUGCUCCGAAGCCGCACCAUUGGACCCUCUUGAUGCCAAGCAUCCUCUUUCCGUAAAAGUUGUGGAUUCCGUCCGAGGAAGUCCAGCUCCAAAUGUGGCAGUUAAAUUAUAUAAAGAAGCUGCAGAUGGAUCUUGGGAACUGUUAAAUUCAAAGCAAACCAAUGACAAAGGCAGCCUCCCAGAGCUUACAACUAAAGAACAAUUUGCAGCAGGGUUAUACAAGCUUGAGAUUGAUACAGCCUCUUACUGGAAGAGUCUGGGCUUGAAUCCCUUCCACCAACAUGCUGAUGUGGUGUUCACAGCUAAUGAUGCUGGUAAUCGGCGUUACAAGAUUGCUGUUGUCCUCAGUCCCUUCUCUUACUCAACCACAGCAGUAGUUAGUGAGCCAGUGGAAUAAAAGCUGACAUUAAGCAUGAAAAUUCAGUUGUGUAAAUUAAAAUUUCCAUAAAUGAUAAGAACUUCAUAUCUGAAUGUAUCAACAGCUUUAGAUUUCUUAGUAAAUCACUAAGUUUUUUAUUCACUUUGUUAACUUUAGGAAGAAAGUGUAUUGACU